Molecule: messenger RNA, 1083 nt
Organism: Ruditapes philippinarum (Manila clam)
Lineage: Eukaryota; Metazoa; Mollusca; Bivalvia; Venerida; Veneridae
Exons: 4
Coding region: 1-1083 (360 amino acids)
Cellular component (GO): nucleus
Molecular function (GO): DNA binding
Source: RefSeq, a predicted model, not a curated record
AUGUAUGAAAGUAACAUGAGCCGUUCUAUCGGUGCAAAGUCUUAUACCCCGGAUGUGCUGGCAGAGGCUGCCAAGCUUGUUCAGGGUGGGAGCCUUACGUUAAGUUGUGCGGCCAAGUCGUACGGGAUACCGAAAACGACUCUGCAUGAUAAAAUCAAGGGAAGAUACGCAACAAACAAAACAGGUCCCCGCACUGUCCUCUCGCCGGCUGAGGAGACCCGCCUGGCAGAAUGGGCAGUCAGCAUGUCCAGGAUCGGCUAUGGAAGGACGAGGCAGGAACUGUUGACCACGGUAAAGAAGAUCCUUGAUGACGAUGGUCGUAAGACGCCCUUUAAAGACAAUCGACCCGGCAAAGAUUGGUACAGGGGCUUCGUCAAGCGUCACCCUGAGCUGACGGAAAGAGCGCCCAUGCAGCUCGGAAAAGAAAGAGCAGUGAUAACGCCGUCAAAAAUCUCAAAUUGGUUCUCAGAGUUAGAGUUCUUUGUAAACAAUGAAUUGAAUGACCCAUGUCUGUUGUCUGAUCCGUCUCGUUUGUAUAAUGCUGACGAGUCCGGGUUUCCUCUAUGUCCUAAAAGUGGACGAAUCAUUGCCAUGAAAGGGGAAAAAAAUGUUUAUAACUGUACAAGUAGUAAUAAAACUCAAAUUACUGUGUUGGCCUGUGUUAGUGCUAUUGGACACUACAUAAAGCCAAUGAUUGUAUAUCCUGGCGAGCGUGUGAGGGCUGAUAUUCUUGAAGGUUUUCAGGAGGCUGCAAUAGGUCGUUCUCCGAAUGGGUGGAUGGAGUCUGAAUUAUUUUUGACCUGGAUAACGGACGUAUUUAUACCCUUCUUAGACGAGCGUCAAGUCAAACGUCCAAUCUUACUAUUGGUUGACGGCCACUCAACACAUGUGACUUUAGAGGUGUCGGAUGUGUGUAAGGCAAAUGGCAUUCACGUGUUUUGUCUACUUGAGCACGCCUCACACUUGAUACAGCCGCUUGAUCUUCGGGUUUUCGGGGUAUUAAAAGAAAACUGGAGUCAGGCUAGACAUUGUUCUGAAAACAGCAAAAAUGAAGCCAUUGACAAUCUACAGCUCAAAACUUAA